AUGUUCAGAUACACUGCUGCAAAGGCAUUCUCAGCUGCUUCCAGAGCAGCUCUCAAGCCAACUAUGGCUUCGAGAUUUUACUCUUCUUCUAAAUUGUCCAAGACCAUCACGUUGCCAACGGGUGAAACCUACGAGCAACCGACCGGAUUGUUCAUCAACAACGAAUUUGUUUCUGGUAAGCAGGGCAAGACGUUUGGUGUUAUCAACCCAUCUACAGAGGAGGAAAUAUGUGAAGUUGCAGAGGCUAUGCCCGAGGAUGUGGAUUCCGCUGUGGAUGCCGCAGAGAACGCAUUCAACUCAGACUGGUCUUUUGGCGAUCCAGCCAAUAGAGGUAAGGUUCUUUACAACUUGGCAGACUUGAUGGAGGCUCACAAGAAGACUUUGACCUCUAUAGAGUCUCUGGACAACGGUAAGACUUUGGCCAACGCUGCAGGUGAUGUUGGUCUUGUUAUCAACUACCUCAGAUUUUGUGCUGGUUAUGCCGACAAGUUAGAUGGUGAGGUUGUUGACACAGGCUCGGGAUACUUGAACCUUGUCAAAAGAGAACCUUUGGGUGUUUGUGGUCAAAUCAUUCCUUGGAAUUUCCCACUUUUGAUGUGGUCUUGGAAGAUUGGCCCUGCUCUUGCCACAGGUAACACUGUUGUGCUUAAGCCAGCUGAGGCAACCCCAUUGUCUGCCCUUUACUCGGCUAAGUUGGCCAAAGAGGCUGGUGUUCCAGCUGGUGUCUUGAAUAUUGUUUCUGGUUUCGGUAAGACUACCGGUGAGGCCAUCGCAACCCACCCUAGAAUCAGAAAAGUUGCAUUCACCGGCUCCACCAGAACUGGUAAACAUAUCAUGACAGCUGCUGCCCAGUCUAACAUCAAGAAGGUCACUCUUGAGUUGGGUGGUAAGUCCGCCAACAUCGUCUUCAACGACUGUAACGUCGACAAGACCAUCCAGAACAUUAUCACAGGUAUUUUCUUCAACUCCGGAGAGGUUUGCUGCGCCGGUUCCAGAAUCUUCAUCCAGUCUGGUAUCUAUGACACCAUCAUAGAGAAAUUGAAGACCGCUGUUCAGGCUAUCAAGGUCGGAAACCCAUUCGACCCAGCAGUUUUCCAGGGUGCUCAAACAUCGCAGAUGCAGUUGGACAAGAUUCUUGGCUACGUCGAGAAGGGUAAAGAGGAAGGUGCACAUCUCCUUACUGGUGGUGAGAGAGAGGGUAACAAGGGUUACUUCAUCAAGCCUACUUUGUUCACAGAGGCCAAGCCUGGUAUGGCUAUCUACGAGGAGGAGAUCUUCGGACCAUUCGGUGUGAUCACCAAGUUUGACACUCCGGACGAAGCCCUUGCUCUUGCUAACAACUCCGAGUAUGGUCUUGCAGCUGGUAUCCACACAGAGAACCUUAACACAGCUAAAUAUGUCUCCGACAGACUAAGAGCCGGUACCGUGUGGAUCAACACUUACAACGAUUUCCACUAUGCCGUUCCAUUCGGUGGAUACAAGCAGUCCGGUAUUGGAAGAGAGAUGGGUAAGUCCUCAUUUGACAAUUACACCCAGGUUAAGGCCAUCAGAACAAAGAUCGAUGAGACCGUUGGCACUAAGCAGUAA
Messenger RNA from Brettanomyces bruxellensis, 1587 nucleotides. It is a transcript of the gene ALD4, whose product is annotated as potassium-activated aldehyde dehydrogenase. The coding region runs from base 1 to 1587 and encodes 528 amino acids. The record is from RefSeq and is a predicted model, not a curated record. Gene Ontology annotation, molecular function: aldehyde dehydrogenase (NAD+) activity. The transcript has a single exon. NCBI's taxonomy places the organism in Eukaryota, Fungi, Ascomycota, Pichiomycetes, Pichiales, Pichiaceae.